Messenger RNA from Macadamia integrifolia, 2584 nucleotides. Its product is annotated as probable mediator of RNA polymerase II transcription subunit 26b. The record is from RefSeq and is a predicted model, not a curated record. The coding region runs from base 799 to 2136 and encodes 445 amino acids. Lineage: Eukaryota; Viridiplantae; Streptophyta; Magnoliopsida; Proteales; Proteaceae. The transcript has 9 exons. Gene Ontology annotation, cellular component: nucleus.
AUAGACAGACGGCACAAAGAGCCCUUCAAGAACCCGAUAAGUCAAAAAGGGAAAGAGAAGAGACGAUCAAAAUCAAAGGAAAGUAUCUAACGAAGAGGCGGUUUUAGUUUUGUUGAUAGAAAAAAAAAGAUAGUAGUUCGGAAUUCGGAUCGGAAACUGGGCAUUCAAUAGUUUUAAUUUGUUUCUUGAAUUGGUAGGGAAACGAAAGAGAUUUUCUGUAUUUUCUCAUCUCUCUUUUGGCGAUUUAUUCCCCCCCAGAGGGAGAAAGAAAUAAAAGCAAUUCAAGGGAGAAUACCAAAUUUUUUGGUGGGGGUGAAGGAUUCUGUAUUUCUGUUCCUCCAACCGAUGUUCAAGAACUGACUUAUUGGGUAUAUUAGCGAUAAUCUCUUGUACCCAUUUGGAUGUUUUUUGUGAUUCGAUAGAGAAACUUGAGUUCUUUGGUUUCUAGGUAGGUAGGUAGCUGGGAAGCAUCGCUUAUCUGAAUUCGUGUUUCUUGAUCAAGAUUUUGGCUACAAACCCAAAUGACCCAUUAGCGUUUUCUCCCCAAUAAUUGAUCGAAGAUUCACUUUCUGAGCUGUUUCGUUGUAGCUGGAAAUUUUUUAUCGGAGGGAGAUUUAUUUCAUUUUGCAGUUUCUUUUUGUGAUUUUCUGACAGAAAUUCUGUCGAUAACGACGAUAAAACGUAAAGGCGAUUUUUUCAUGGAAGAAUCAAGAAGGAUCUUCUCCUUUUGAUUCUUGAAGUUCUUUCUUUCUUGUCUGAUAACAUAGAAAUCUGAUCCGCGGCUCUGAUAUUUCAACCAUGGCUGCGAAAUCUGGUGCUCUUGAUUACUGGCGUAAGUACUUCCGGAGUACCAAUUUCGACAUCUUUGAGGUCAUCGAGUAUGCGAUCGUGGUUGCUGCUUCAGAUUGUCCCAAGGAGUUUAAGAUGAGAAGGGAUCGAAUUGCAGAGCGGCUCUAUAACUGUAAAUACACUAGGUGUUCUGGGUGUGAUCGUGUAGAGUUAGAAGUACCAGAGAAGGAAGAUGGUGAUGAUGGAGGUUGUAAAAGUGGUCGUGACUUUGAGGGUUUUGUUGAGAAGGAAAGUAAGGUUAAUAGCUGUACAAAAGAUAACCCAGAGGCUGACCUGAACAGGGUGAGUAAUUAUAGCUAUGAUGAAGCAGAGGCACUAACAGAGGAGAUUGAGGAGGAAACUCAGAUUGUUGGUGAGGUCUUGAGGAUCAAAGAGAUUCUUUUUGACUGUCAAUAUCAGUCUGAUGGGACAUUGUUCGAAUCAUUAAGGAGGCUUCAAUUGAUGGCACUUACUGUGGAUACAUUGAAGGCGACUGAAAUUGGAAAGGCUGUAAAUUGUCUCCGAAAGCACAAUUCAAAACAGAUUCGUCACCUUGCAAGAACUCUCAUUGAUGGCUGGAAGGUUAUGGUUGAUGAGUGGGUGAGUGCAGCAGCUGCAGUUGCAGGUGCAACAGAAAGUUCCCCAGAUUCUGUAAACCCUUCUGUUGUUGAUGAAGAGGAAGGGCUGCCUUCGCCUCCACUGGAUGAUGGAAUAUUUUUUGCAACUCAAACUACUUCAAUAGAGCUUUCACAGUUCUUCGAUGGAAUGGAUGAUGAUGGAAAUCCUCGAAACAAUGGGGAAUUUGACAAGAAUCGGGAGAAUGGAAGAAGAACUACAAUGGGGAGCCAAAAUAUUCCCAAGAGGAAACCACCACAUCCUAGUGAAUCAAAUUUGCUCACCAAGGAUAGCAAGGGCCAGCCAGUAAGAAAACACGACCCUUUCAUCAAGCAAACAAAGCCUUUCAACACUGAGUCAGGGCCAGGGAGACCUCCAAAGCAAAGCUCAGAGAUCAAAGCCAGUAACCAGAUGAAGGCCCAACAGAAGAUGGAUCCCACUGGAGUCAAGACGAGGCCAGUGUCAGGUCAACAAGAUAAAUCGAAGUUGUCAGAUGAAAAUUCAGUGCGAGCAAAACUUGAAGCUGCUAAGAGGAAGCUUCAAGAGGGGUACCAACAAGCUGAGAAUGCCAAGAAACAACGAACGAUACAAGUUAUGGAGUUGCAUGAUCUCCCCAAGCAGGGGCUUGGUCAGAGACAUCCCCAUGUUAAACCUGGCAACCACAAUAGGCAUUGGGCAAGUGGACGGCGAUAGGGAUGUGACGAUGUUACACCAAAAUUUGUGGAACUAGUUGAAUUAGCUUGUUUUUCCAUUUUGGAAAUAGAUGAUGGGAGAAAAACCAAAAACCGUUCUGGCAUUUCAUCUCUUAACUUGGUUAAGAGCUUAGACAGUGAAAGUCAGAUAUCCAUUGAUUUUUCUGGAGAGGACAAGAUGCUUGGAGAACCAUUCAAAGUCCGAAUAAGUUCUCUGAAAUUCCAUCUAAACAGUCAAAUACAUUGAUUUAAGUACAUUACAUAAAGGUGUAGAGAUAAUAUGAUAGGCUUCAAUGAAGAGAAAAUUUGUAUGGAACAUGUGCAUGUUAUAGUUAGAUAUAGUCACCUGUCAAUGAUCUUGUGUAUUCAUCUCUCUGAUUUGAGCUCUUUAUUGACAUUACCGAAUAUAGAUAGAAAUAUUGCACUUUGCGAAGUGCAUUCGCAUGGAA